Peromyscus eremicus (cactus mouse) is the source of this 1568-nucleotide messenger RNA. It is a transcript of the gene C3ar1, whose product is annotated as complement C3a receptor 1. Bases 1 to 1449 code for a protein of 482 amino acids. The transcript has a single exon. Gene Ontology annotation, cellular component: plasma membrane. The record is from RefSeq and is a predicted model, not a curated record. NCBI's taxonomy places the organism in Eukaryota, Metazoa, Chordata, Mammalia, Rodentia, Cricetidae. Gene Ontology annotation, biological process: inflammatory response; positive regulation of cytosolic calcium ion concentration; chemotaxis. Gene Ontology annotation, molecular function: complement component C3a receptor activity; complement component C5a receptor activity; G protein-coupled receptor activity.
AUGGAGUCCUCCUCUGCUGUCACCAAUUCAACUGAUGCAUACUCACCGCAUCUGUUUAAACCCCAAGACAUUAUCUCCAUGGUCAUUCUCAUCCUCACUUGCCUACUGGGACUGCCGGGCAAUGGGCUGGUGCUGUGGGUGGCUGGCCUAAAGAUGAAGCGGACCGUGAACACAGUUUGGUUUCUCCAUCUCACCCUGGCCGACUUCCUCUGCUGCCUCUCCUUGCCCUUCUCCCUGGCUCACCUGAUUCUCCAAGGACACUGGCCCUAUGGCUUGUUCCUAUGCAAACUUAUCCCAUCCAUCAUCGUCCUCAACAUGUUUGCCAGUGUCUUCCUGCUUACCGCCAUUAGCCUGGACCGCUGUCUGAUGGUGCACAAGCCAAUCUGGUGCCAGAACCAUCGGAAUGUGAGAACGGCCUUCGCCAUCUGCGCAUGUGUCUGGGUGGUGGCCUUUGUGAUGUGUGUACCAGUAUUUGUAUACCGAGAGCUGAUCAGUAUAGACAAUCGUACUCUAUGUACCUAUAAUGUUGAUUCCCCCAGGCUCUUUGAUUAUUGGGACUACAAGUAUGAUAUAGAUCUACCAGAAAGCAAUUCUACUUACAACUCCAGUGCUCAGCUAACAGGACAAAUGGAUGACAGGCCUUCCUCUUUACAAAUAAGUGAUCACCUUUGGACAGCUGUCACUAGCCUCCAGUCACCAACAUUCCAAAGAUCUUCUGAAGAUCCAUUCCCUCUAGAUUCAGCAAGACUAUCUAGUCAACAACCCCAUUACAGUGUAAAAGCUCCCAGUGUGCUCACAGCCUCCACACCCAGUGGGUUUCCUGUUGAAGAUCACAGAACCAACAAACAGAACCCCGACGCUUUUCUCUCUGCUCACAUACAGAUUUCCCCUCCUGCUUCUAGCAGUUAUGUAUCUCACCUUGAGCAGUCACAAGAUUUCCAGGAUGAUUAUUUUGCCCAGUCCACGUAUAACAAUCAUGCACUAACACCUCUGGCGGCAAUGACCAUCACAAGGCUGGUGGUGGGCUUCCUGGUGCCCCUUUUUAUCAUGAUGGCUUGUUACAGCCUCAUUGUCUUCCGAAUGCGAAAAGCCAACUUCACCAAGUCUCGGAGCAAAACCUUUCGGGUGGCCCUGGUGGUGGUGACUGUCUUUUUUGUCUGCUGGACUCCAUACCAUAUUGUUGGAGUCCUUUUAUUGAUUGAUGACCUAGGAACUCCUUUGAGGCAAGCUGUGUUAUCCUGGGACAACAUGUCCAUUGCUUUAGCAUCUGCCAAUAGUUGCUUCAACCCCUUCCUUUAUGCCCUUUUGGGGAAAGACUUUAGGAAGAAAGCAAAACAGUCCAUAAAGGGCAUUCUGGAGGCAGCCUUCAGUGAGGAGCUCACACACUCUACCAGCUGUACCCAGGACAAAGCCUCUUCAAAAAGAAACAAUAUGAGUACAGAUGUGUGAAGAUGUGGAGCUGGGGACCUAAGCAGAUGUUCUCAUGGUGAGCAGGGCACUUUAGACAAUCUGGUGGCCCUCGGAGAGGGGUCUCUGACUAUUGACAUAACAUCAUUUGCAAACAUUAA